Danio rerio (zebrafish) is the source of this 1460-nucleotide messenger RNA. It is a transcript of the gene mmadhcb, whose product is annotated as metabolism of cobalamin associated Db. The record is from RefSeq and is marked validated. Gene Ontology annotation, biological process: cobalamin metabolic process. NCBI's taxonomy places the organism in Eukaryota, Metazoa, Chordata, Actinopteri, Cypriniformes, Danionidae.
ACUCGCCGCCGUUGUUACGUAAUCAGAAGGUUAAACAAGACUAGCUUGAAGUAAGCUAACAGCUAACAUACACACUACAAAAUUCAGGUGAACCGUAAACAAGAGAAGCCCAACAGGAUGGCCAGUGUGCUCUGCAGCAGAGCUCGACUGGUGACGUACCUACCAGGGCUUCAUGUUCUAGUUCAUCGUGUUGUUGGAGCAAGAAGUUUCUCUGGGGCGUCAGGAUCAGAUGAGCCACACCUGAACACCUCAACUCCUGACAUUGCACCAAGGACUGUGUGGCCGGAUGAGAGCAUGGGCCCAUUUGGACCUCAGGAUAAACGUUUCCAGUUGCCGGGUAAUGUGGGUUUUGACUGUCAUUUGGAGAGUCCAGUGGAGCAGAGAACCACUUCGGUCCAUAGUGUGAUGCCAGAUGUGCUCACUGCUCAGUCCAACAACCAGAGACAUGACUUCAUCCUGGCCCAGUUCAUCAAUGAGCUUCAUGAGGAUGAUAAAACGUCUACAGCACAGAACAUGGAUAAAGCAGAGCAGUUUUUUGAUCAUUCCAGUGUGGAGUGUGCCAUUCAGUCUUGUCCUGAAUUGUUAAAGAGAGAUUUUGAGUCCAUGUUCCCUGAGGCUCCCUCAACUGGCAUGAUGGUGGUCACUGUGACACAGAGGACGCAGAACGACAUGACUGCCUGGACUGAGCAAGUGGACCAGGAGAGAGAAGAACUGCUGGCUAAAUUUAUUGAAGGUGCAAAGGAGAUUUGCCACGCUCUCCGAAAUGAAGGAUUCUGGGCCGAUUUUAUAGACCCAUCAUCUGGACUUGCAUACUUCGGCUCAUACACAAACAACACGCUCUUUGAAACCGAUGACCGGUAUCGACAUUUAGGCUUUCAGAUUGAGGACCUGGGGUGUUGUAAAGUGAUUCGGCAUGUGAUGUGGGGGACACACGCUUUUGUAGGUACUCUUUUCACCUCGGCUCCACCCAACAGCCAGAUCAUGAAGAAGCUACAAGGGGACCUGAGUUAAAGAUGCUGGCUCAUCAUGGGAACACUAUGAAAUAUCAAACCAAACCUCACCUUUGAGCUGACUAGCACAAUCAAUAACACUUACAGCUCACAAAUACACCUAAUGAUGCUGUCUAAUGAACAUUGCAGGUAAUGAGUAUUUAUUUUUGUAAAAUAAAAAGCACUUGGGGGACUUUAUUGUAGGUGUGUGUGCUAAAGAGGGAGGAUCAUUGUGUUAUUUGUCCAGCAGCUCUCUCUGUUGCCUUUCCUGUUCCACAGACCUCAAAAGAAUUGAAAUGUGUGACAUAUUGCUGUAUAUAAAAAUCCAAAUUUGGUGAAUGUGAAUUGGUUGUUGAUAGUGGUUGUUUGUCCAUUAACACAAGUGAAAUAGAGCUGUGAUUGAGUUUAAUUUAGUGUUGUAAGCUUUCUUCAUUGCUUCAUGAUGGGCACAAUAAAUAAUUAAAGAGAGUA